Colletes gigas is the source of this 3013-nucleotide messenger RNA. It is a transcript of the gene lace, whose product is annotated as serine palmitoyltransferase 2. Gene Ontology annotation, cellular component: serine palmitoyltransferase complex. The record is from RefSeq and is a predicted model, not a curated record. Lineage: Eukaryota; Metazoa; Arthropoda; Insecta; Hymenoptera; Colletidae. Bases 85 to 1842 code for a protein of 585 amino acids. The transcript is spliced from 10 exons. Gene Ontology annotation, molecular function: pyridoxal phosphate binding; serine C-palmitoyltransferase activity. Gene Ontology annotation, biological process: ceramide biosynthetic process; sphingosine biosynthetic process.
CAAGGCCGACGCGCAUGCGUGGCUAACAUCGCAACGCGUGGUUUCAGCGUUAGUCUUUGUUUAUUCGCCGCGUCGUACGGACGUAUGUUGACGCGUGUGUUCUCUCUGUAUUUUCCUCCUUCUCUGACACCUUUUUCUUUCUUUGGUCCUACGGUACUUGGUGAAAAAUUUGCCCUUCGCAAAAUGGCGGCACAAGCUGCCACUAGAAGAAAGCUGAAUGAACACGAGGAGAAACGAAGCAGUAGAAAUGGAUUAACCUAUCACGAUGACUUCCUAGCUAAUGGUCAUGCCGGUUUACAAAGCAAUGGACGUGUACAGUUUGCAGAAAAAGGAAUGAAAGCAGAGCCGGCGAAGUCAAGGUCGAAAGAAUCGUUCGAGAGAGUACCGUUUAUCACAGCAGCAUUAACCCACCUCGGUUUCUACAUUCUUAUGUUUCUGGGUUAUAUAAAUCAAUUAUUUUUUACGCCGAAAGUCGCGAAAGAGUAUAACAGAGAGGGUUACGCGCCGUUAUACGAAAAUUUUGAAAGGUUUUAUCUUCGAUACGUGUACAGAAGAGUGAAAGAUUGCUGGAACAGGCCGAUAUGCUCUGUUCCAGGUGCCACUGUUACGCUUAAGGACAGAGUAACGCCAGAUUACGGAUGGACAUUCCAGUUCACCGGAACGACCAGAAAUUGUAUAAAUUUGGGAUCGUACAACUAUCUAGGCUUCGCCGAGGCGACUGGAAAAUGUGCGGAUCAAAGCAUCGAAACUCUAAAAAAAUUUGGCUGUGGUAGUUGUAGUACUCGUCUCGAACUUGGAAAUAUGCCCAUUCACGAAGAAUUGGAAACAUUGACGGCCAGGUUUCUGGAAGUGGAAGAUGCGAUUGUCUUUGGAAUGGGAUUUGCUACAAAUUCUCUUAAUUUACCUUCGUUACUGAGUACAGAUUGCUUGGUGUUUAGCGAUGAGAAGAAUCAUGCUUCAUUGAUACUUGGAUUGAGGCUUUCUGGUGCUACUAUUAGAGUGUUCAAACACAACAAUAUGAAACAUUUAGAAAAUUGCCUGAAAACUGCAGUAGUUUUUGGGCAGCCAGGAUCGGGAAAACCUUGGAAAAAGAUAUUAAUUGUUGUAGAAGGUGUUUAUUCUAUGGAGGGUUCUAUUGUUAAUUUACCUCAGAUUUUGGAGCUCAAGAAGAAGUACAAAGCAUACCUUUAUUUGGAUGAAGCUCACAGCACUGGUGCAAUGGGUAAACACGGCAGAGGCGUUUGCGAUUAUUAUGGAAUUAAUCCAAAAGAUGUGGACAUACUAAUGGGAACUUUUACAAAAAGUUUCGGAUCUGCUGGUGGAUAUAUUGCUGGAACAAAGACUCUAAUAAAUCAUUUAAGGAUAUACGGCCACGCUCAUACGUAUGCAGUGGCCAUGUCACCACCAAUAGCACAACAAAUUAUCACUUCGAUGAAAAUAAUCGCCGGUGAAGAUGGUACAGAUGACGGAAGGAAAAGAACGAAACAGCUAGCAAGAAAUACUAGGUACUUUAGGCGCAGACUUAACCAGAUUGGAGUUAUUAUUUAUGGAAACGAAGAUUCGCCUGUUGUACCUAUGUUAGUCUACUUGUUUUCUAAAAUUGGUGCAGUCGUGCGAACUCUGACAACACAUAACAUAGCUGCAGUCGGUGUUGGAUUUCCAGCAACUCCGUUGAUGGAAGGUAGAAUACGGUUUUGUCUUUCUGCUGCGCAUACCAAACAGCAGCUGGAUUAUGUUCUGUCACAUAUCGAAAGUCUUGCAGAUUAUCUGGGUUUAAGAUAUUCUCGUAAAGUUCGCGAUUCAGCGCCUAUAGAAUAUUAUUCCGACGGAGAGACCGAAUGACCAACUACUUAGAAAGUGAACUCUUUAGGACGUUCACUUUACUCCAAAGAAGCACCUUUAUACUUCUGUGGAGAGACACUGCCUUGGAAGAACUCUACACGCAUUCUUUUUUUAUGCUUUUCCAUCGAUCCAUCCGCGGGCGUUAUACUUCUUAAUCAUAGUACAUCAGAAAUUAUUAAGAUAUCGAUAAGUAUCGUCGACGCUAGUUUCUUCGUUGUUAUUCAAUAUUGAAUCAAGAAAUUAGUAAUCGCGUAGAUGAAACUGCUUUUUCUUCUUCUUCUUCUUCUUCUUCUUCUUCUUCAAUAUGUACAAUGAUACUGCAAGUUUAACAUGAACCGAAUAGUGUUCGAAUAUCUCUUGAACAAUGCACAACGAAUUAUACUAGGUAAUAAUGGAGAAGCCAGGAGUGUGUCAGAGUUGAGCUGUUGUCCCGUGUUUUGCGGCAUAUGCACAUAUCGGUGGCUGUGACAUGCCAACAGAUCUUAGAUUACAAGGUAGUUCGAACGAGUAAAUCACACAUAUAGUUUUCUUUUCAUAUCGGUAGAAAGGAAAGGUAGAGGUUCGAUAUUUUUUUUCAGCAAAGGAAAAUAGUCGAACCAAGAUUUUCCUGCGGAUACCCGAAGCUCUUAAACAUAUUCUGCUGCACCGACGCACUGCCGCAAUUGCAUUUAUUUCGUUAUCGAGCUUUUUAAUCCUUUUGCUGUGGCAAAUAUCCUAGGCAGUAGCGCGUCGUGUGCAGCGUUCCGAAGCUUUCAAAAUUCUGUAUAUAGCUAGUAAUCUUCGAUAACAUGUGUCAAGGAACUUCACGAGUACGGUGAACGGUUAAAAAAGGGAGUAAUAAAUUGUUUAACAGAAAAUAUUCACUGCGCACAAUGGAUAGAUACAACGAAAGUCAAUGCUAAGAGAGAAGUUGAGGUAUUUUUUUCAACAUUCACCUCUUAACAAUAACAUUGACUUUCAGACCUUAUUGCCACAGCAAAAGAUUCAAGUCUGAAAUGAAAAUAGUGAACGUUUUUCCUGUUUUUAAAGUCAUAGAGAUUUAUACAAGAAAUCGCAAUUACAACGUAACUUUUUUGUUUUUAAAAAAUAAUUUUAAACAAGUGUUAUGUACAUUCUGUGCGUCUUAUAUUUUUGUUUACAGUUAAGUAUUGUUUGUAUGGAAAAAAUUAUU